AGGGGAGGGCAACAGAGAGAGAGUGAGAGAGAGGGAGACAUGCCAUAGCCACUUGAUUAUUCGUUCCCCUCAAACAGGAGCAGACCCUCGGUAGCUGAUCGGCCUCAGGAUGAACCGCAGACCGCUGGCAGUUCACUGCAACAGCCGCCCUGCGGGUUACACCGACAGCCCCAGAGCCAGGAGCCGGGACAACCUGCUGAUGUGCGAUGACUUUGGAGAGGAAUACUGUUGCUCUGGACGGUGCCUCGGCCACAGCAGCUCUGAGAGACAGCUCAUGGCUCGUCUCACUGCUGUUAAGCGACGCCAGGCUCUCCGAGGUCCUGCCUACAUGUUCUCUGGUCCCUCAGUCAGCCUGUCAGAGGUUGAGCAGCGUUUCCUGGAGGCAGCUGAAUACGGCAACAUACCAGAGGUGCGCCGCAUGCUGCUCCACGUGCCCAACUUGAACGUCAACACUGUGGACUACAUGGGCCAGAACGCACUGCAGCUAGCUGUGGCCAACGAGCAUCUGGAAGUGACGGAGCUGUUGCUGGGGAGGGCAGAUCUGGCCAGAGUGGGGGACGCCCUCCUCCUGGCCAUCAGUAAAGGUUACGUUCGUAUCACAGAGGCCCUGCUGAGUCACCCUUCAUUUAGAGAUGCUCAUCGUCUAACAGCCAGUCCAGCUCAAGCUGACAUGUUGGACGACUUCUAUGCUUAUGAUGAAGACGGGACAAGGUUUUCUCACGAUGUGACUCCAGUGAUACUUGCAGCUCACUGUCAGGAAUACGAGAUAGUUCACACCCUGCUGAGUAAAGGGGCCCGCAUCGACCCACCUCAUGACUACUUCUGUGGCUGCGACUCGUGUAACUACCAGCAGCAGUUUGACUCCUUCAGCCACUCGCGAUCGAGGAUCAACGCCUACAGAGGACUCGCCAGUCCUGCCUACCUCUCCCUGUCUAAUGAGGAUCCAGUGCUGGCAGCCCUGGAGCUCAGCAACGAACUGGCCAUGCUGGCUAAUAUUGAGAAAGAGUUCAAGAACGAUUACUGCCGCCUGUCGAGUCAGUGUAAGGACUACGUGGUGGGUCUUUUGGAUCUGUGUCGCAGCACAGAAGAAGUGGAGGCCAUACUGAAUGGACAGACGGACUCUGAAGACAGCUAUGAUGUACCAGGUCGCCCCUCGCUCACACGGCUCAAAUUAGCCAUCAAAUACGAACUCAAGAAGUUUGUAGCUCAUCCUAACUGCCAGCAGCAGCUGCUGAGUAUCUGGUAUGAAAACCUGCCUGGACUGAGACAACAGACCACUGCCAUCAAACUGCUGGUGGUGCUGGGGGUGGCUAUAGGACUACCUGGACUAGCUGUGGCUUACUGGGUCACCCCAUGCAGCAGAGUGGGGAAAGUGAUGCGCAGCCCUUUUAUGAAGUUUGUGGCUCAUGCUUCAUCCUUCACAAUUUUCCUGGGUCUCCUCAUCCUGAACGCUGCUGACCGUUUCGCAGGCACCACCCUGUUACCGACCAUGACCCAUCAUCACCACCCAGACAGUGCACAACUCAACUCUGACCCGCUGCUGCUCUACCGCAUGACUACAACACCCUUCACCUGGAUGGAGAUCCUCAUCAUUUCAUGGGUCAUGGGCAUGAUUUGGGCUGAGGUGAAGGAGAUCUGGAGUCAAGGACCAGGGGAGUAUCUGGUCGAACCGUGGAACUUGCUGGACUUUGGGAUGCUGGCGAUCUUCCUUGCCUCCUUCAGCUGCCGAUUUUCUGCUCUGAGACAUGCUGACUUAGCCCAGACCUAUGUGUACACACACUACACAACACUGAAUAAUGUCACACUGCCCCCCGAGAUACACUACUUCACUCUGGCACGUAUCUCCUGGUUGCCGUCAGAUCCUCAGCUGGUAUCAGAAGGCCUCUAUGCAGUCGCAGUCGUGCUGAGCUUCUCUCGGAUCGCGUACAUCCUUCCAGCCAACGAGAGCUUCGGUCCACUGCAGAUCUCUUUAGGGAGGACCGUCAAGGACAUCUUCAAGUUCAUGGUCAUCUUCAUCUUGGUCUUUCUGGCCUUCAUGAUCGGCAUGUUCAACCUGUACUCCUACUACCUGGGGGCGAAGCAGAACGACGCCUUCACCACCCUGGAGGAGAGCUUCAAGACAUUGUUCUGGGCUAUAUUUGGCCUGUCUGAGGUCAGGUCCGUUGUAAUCAACAACGGGCACAAAUUCAUCGAGAACAUUGGCUAUGUGCUGUACGGGGUUUACAACGUUACCAUGGUGAUAGUGCUGCUGAACAUGCUCAUCGCCAUGAUCAACAGUUCCUUCCAGGAGAUUGAGGAUGACGCUGACGUUGAGUGGAAGUUUGCUCGGGCAAAACUUUGGUUCUCCUACUUUGAGGAGGGCAGGACUCUCCCUGUGCCCUUUAACCUGGUCCCCAGUCCUAAAUCCAUGCAGGGACUGGCCUCAGCCAUCAAGUCUCUGCUCCUGCAGUUUGUAGAAGGACACAGUCAGGAGAAAAUUGAGACACAACUCAACCAGCUUGGGGUGGACAAAAAUUCAGGAUAUGGUGCUUCUAGCAGCCCAACAAGGUAUCAGAAGAUCAUGAAGCGACUGAUAAAGCGUUACAUCAUCAAAGCCCAAGCAGACAGAGAGAGUGACGAGAUCACUGAAGGUGAACUGAAAGAAAUAAAGCAGGACAUCUCCAGCCUGAGAUAUGAGCUGCUGGAGGAGAAAUCACAGAACAUGGAGACGCUUGACGGACUGUUGAAGAGGCUGGAAGAGAUCAGCACACCUUCAUCGUAGCACUGCCAGCUGUCCUGAGUUCUUUUAACUGUCUUUAAUACUGUGCAGCUCAAAGAGCCUGUUCUUUGUCACUGAAUGUAGAUACACUAACACAGUGACAAACCAUUACUAAGAUCAAAUAAGAAUGAACGUAUGUGAAUACACAAUUAAAAUGUAACUGGCUGAUUGGGUCCGUAUAUUUAUCUGGCAAUUGGAUUUUCCGUUCUGAAACGUGUAUUGAAAAACAAAAAACGAGUGGUUAUUUGAUUUUCGUUUCAAAAUACAAAGAUUAAAAUUGAAAUACAAGACGUUUUUCCUUUUCAUGAUCAAAAAGGGAUGUACGAAAUUUUAAAAAUGCUUUGAUUUUCAUUUUAUAUUUAGAAUAACAAAAAAUAAAAUCAGUAACAGACGGAAACGAAAAAAGGUCAGUUUUUUUCAUUUUCUGAGACCGGAAGUGGUCAUCAGCAAGUGUGGAGCCAAACGACAACAAGAUUCUCAGAGGGCGGAGCCAGAGAGCAGUGAUUGAUCAGACCAUAGAUAUAUAUAAAAGACAGCGCGCUAACGUAUCUAGUCUAUAGCCGCGAUUCCACAAGUACCUACUCGGCGCGGUGCGGCUCGGCUCGUCUUUGUUUGCGAGCGUUUCCAUAUGAAUUAGUGCAUGGUAUCAGGCACGAUUUUCCGUACCUUCUUGGCUGAGGUUCCAAGCGAGAUGAAGUGAGCCGAGAUGUGACGUCUGCAUAGUGCAGGCCACUGAUUGGGCAGGAGUUCAGGCCACUGAUUGGACAGGGAGUGACGACAAACAAGAGCGACUCCAGCACGAAAACAAAACCGGCAUUUAAAAAAAAACUAAACAGCGACGGUGUGCAUUGCUCUUCACGGACCUCUCUGUUCUUCAUAAUUUUAAUAUACAUCUAUGGUCGGCACGUCUGGUAGCAUCUCUGGCUGCUGUUGACCUUGUUUUUGGAGUAAAACACGGUAAGAAGAUAAAUACUUCUAACCAGUAGCGUUGUUUUGUUGUACGUUAAGUCAGCGACUUGUGAAGAGUUGUGUUUUGUCCUGUUUGAGCAGUUGGUCCGGACGCGUUAGCUAGCUAAGCGGCUAAGUUAGCUAGCGGGCUAAUUAACACAGGUGGCUAACUUACCGCUGAACACCUGUGUUAGUUGCUGCAGCAGCUGUCCUCAUUAUUAGAAUCACCUUCUCAACCUGUGUUUCUCUGCUGUGUAUUUUAUCUUUGAAAAAAGUUAUUUUACUUCAAGGUUAACUGAAACCCGUUGAGCUGCGCUGAAGCUUAACAUUCAGCUGGUUUGAAUUAAACCCCGUUUAACUUAACAUUGUGCAACAUUACCUCUCUGAAUCUCCAUAAUUUCAUUAAAUUCCUUCUCUCUUCCACUGCUCAAGUUCAAUCCAGUAUAUAAUAUGACAUUAAUAGUGAAUAAACUAACAACCAGCCAUUGUAUUUAUUUAUUAUUGCAUGUAUUUGUAGUAAAACAUGAGUUGAAACAUCCUACUUUUGGAUCUAGAACUGCACAAGCCGUUCAUUUUCAGUCACCUGACGAGUUAAACUCCCCUUUUUAUGUGAGGCUGAAGCAGAAAGUCUGAGUUAACAAAGAAAGUUGUUUAUAAUUUGCGAUACCUGUUAUCUCUGACUGAAGCUUUAGUUUUUGUUGAGCUGAUUUACACGUAGAAACUUUGUUCAGGAAGAUUUCUCAGUAGCUCAGAGGACAGGCUGCUUUUUACACAACCUUGUAAGAGAAUGUCUGCCAAAGCUUUCAGCAGAAUUUAGAAACACAACACUUCCUAAACAGAUAUGUUGAGGCUGUGAGGUUGAACGUUUGAGAGUAUAUCAGUGUGUUUGUUUGUGGUCUCUCUGUUUCUAGGUGGAAGCUGAAUUAGUGAGGAUGACUCCUGCUCCUGUCAUCUCUAAGCUCCUCACACAUCUUUACCUGCACAUGAGGAAAAUCACUCCUGUAGAAUGCAGGUAUGUUUGUCAUUAUUAUAAAAAGAUGUUGCCUGGUGACCUGUCAGAAACCCAUUAUACAGAGUCAGCCAAAAUAAUGUUUACACACAUCAGGAAAAGAAAAACUUGCAUAAAUAUUUCAAUACCAAAUUUAUUCAGACAUCACGAGAUUAAUAAAAGUUGUCUUUGGCCUCUACAAUUACAAGAGAUGCUCAAAGUGGUGGCCACUGGCUUCCAGACAUUUCUGUUGUGUUGUAGACGUCACUUGUUGAUGCUCCAUUCAUGAGGGUAGCGCCAUCUGUUGGGAAAACAUCGUACAACAGGACACAGAGUUAUCGUGAUUUGAUCAAACUUAGAAAGAGGUAUCUAUAUGUGUACAAGUACUUAUAUAUAUGAAAUAUCUAUAAAAGUUUUGCUUUUCCUGAUGUGUGUACAUUAUUUUGGCUGACUCUGAACUUAAUGAGAACAAAACUGUCAUUUAAUUGUUGCUCUGAAAGCUUCUUUAGUGAAAACUGGCUGGUGUUCUGCUUUGAAACAAACUGCUGUUGAGGUCUGUGUUUUUAGGUUUAACCCCACAGUUUCUGAAUGAACUGAUAGUUGUUUUUUUCCCUGAUCAAUGUGGACGUUAUAAUUGAUGGUAACAUUUACUGAUCAUAUAAUCAGCAUGACAAUAUAACAGUAUAACAUUAUGACCACAUGACUAAUACUGUGUUGGUCUCUUUAUGCUGCUAAAACUCCUCUGAUCCAGUGGUUCAUCAGAACCUCUGGGGAUGUCCUGUGGAUUCUGUGGGUCCUGUGGGUUGCAGGGUGUGUCCUACCUAGACCAGGCUGAUCCUGGACCAUCCCACAGAUGCUCAAUCAGAUCUGGAUGUGGGGAGUGUGGAACCCAGAUGUUCAGAGGGAGAUGAUGCCACAUCUGGUCCAGCUGAUGGAAGGUCUUGAAGUUCUCUGACUGGCCUCGACUGAAGAUGGUCGUCUCACUGGAUUUAAGGUUCAGAUGCUCAGUAACAAACUCCACCAAUGAGCCAACAGGAAAGCUUUAGGUUUAUUAAAUGUUGCUAUGAAGGUUUCGCUGUUUUUCUUUGUGAAUGCAAUGUGCUCCAACUGAAACUUGAAUUACAACUUAGAAGUAAAUCCUUCCAUCUGAAAGGAUUUAGUUGCAUUAAUAACCUCAUAACAUUCUAAUUUUUAUUCCAGUCUUGGUUGGAAAUAGAAUCUCUGUAUUGAUUCAGGUAAAAACUGAACUUCACAGCAUGUUGGAGCAAAACAACCAGAUGAAAACUGUGAUGGUGUUGGAUUGUCAGACCAUAAUGUUGCAGCUCAAAGCAGCUUUUCGAGCUCAGUUCAUUCUGACAUUCAGCUAUGAAUCAACACAGCAGAUGGUGAUCCAUGCUGUGGAAGUCUCACAUCUCCUGAUUUAAUGGAGCUGCUUUGCACUUUUUACACUGUUUAUUCACCAACACUUUAUUUAAUAAAAGUCCCAUCUAGUUUUUAUGAGGAACGUGAUGUUUUAAUUUCUCUGUGAAUAACUGCAGUCUAAUGCAACAGCUGGAAUUGUAACAUCUGUCCUGAUAUUGAUCAUGAAGUAUUGAUCAGAAUACUUAUGGUUCGCUGUCAUCCCUGAAGUUUUACAUUAAAAUCUUUACUUGUGUUGUGAACUUUGGUAAGAAGCAGAAACUUUUGCAUUGCCAUGGAUACAUGAGUAUUAAAUUCUGUCCAUGUUUCCAUUUUGGGAAAUGCAGUCCAGUUCCAGAAUGUGGAGGAAUUUAGUCUCACAAUCACAGACAACAAAUAUUAUCUGAAAGUCGGGUUAUUGUUGUUUAUCAGCACAAUACAAAAAGAUUAAUGUUAGAAAUAUUCCAGUUAAGACUCUAGAAUAUCAUGAUUUAUGUAAAUUUACCUCAAUAAUAUGAAUGUUCAGGCUAAGAUUGUACAGUGAUAUUUAUUAUGUAAGUUUAGCUGAUUAAAGUUUAUGACUCUGCACUAAAAUAUUAUUUAAAUUGGCAUUAUUAUAAUAUUUAGGGUCAGACCCUACAGUAUUGAGAUUAAGAAAUCAAAUAUUCUAUAAAAUGUAAAUACACUGAACUCAUUGGGAUAUAUUGAAGUGAGACGCUACAAUAUUAUUUGACACAAAUCUAUCUAAAUCAAAAUUUUAAUAAUUUUCCACGCCAAACAUUUACUGGACUGAUUUAAAUAUUAAAAUCACUCCUUUCUAAUCCUCUGCUGUACGUUCAAACCUGAGGCCUGAAAUAGAAACACACAAGUAUCUGAUUGAAGGAACUUCUGCAGAGUCCUGGUUCCAGAACAUGAUGAUAGAAUUAUAGACAAACUUUAACAAAAGCUGCCUGAGAGUUUACAGGUUUUUAUGUUGGAUUUCUUCAGUAAUUUAAAGAGAAUUAUCAGCAAAAAUCAAGUGUUCAUUUGAUGAACUUCAUUUCCUAAAACAUACAGAAUUGGAGCUCAUAUCUUUGGCAGCUGUAAAGUUUCUGCUCCUUCAAAGUUCACAACACAAUGAAUGAAUUCCUAAAACACUCUCAAUGCUGGAGAGCGUUUGAUGCUGAAGCAGUGAGCAGUUUUUCUGUUUCUUCUCUGGAGAUGCACAAUGAGGGACGUCUGCAGAGACUGAGAAAGAGUCUCACCACAUCCUGACAUGAGGAAAAAGACUUUAUUGAAGACUACAAUGAGAAAAACUAUCAGACAGCAGACAGCAUGCAUUCAAGGUGAGCUCUGAACAUUUGAUCUGGAACAGGAAUUCAAUAACGGCAGCAUGAGCUUCAUUUCAGUCUGUAGCUGCUGAAUUCAUGGAUGAAUCAUCUGGCACUAGAGAAGAAGACCAUCAAACAUCCAUGUCAGCUGAUGGAGGUCCAAGAGUCUCACCAAACAACCAACCUACAGAGUGAAGACCUCAAAUCUGAUUGGACGGCCUCCUAUUCAGCCACAUGUGUGAACAAAUGCCUCUAAGUUGAUUUGUUUUCUAAAAUAAAUCUAGUUUGAGUCCUAA
This is a messenger RNA of Amphiprion ocellaris (clown anemonefish), 7698 nucleotides long. RefSeq names its product transient receptor potential cation channel, subfamily C, member 6a (gene trpc6a). Gene Ontology annotation, molecular function: inositol 1,4,5 trisphosphate binding; store-operated calcium channel activity; protein binding. Gene Ontology annotation, cellular component: membrane; cation channel complex. Gene Ontology annotation, biological process: regulation of cytosolic calcium ion concentration; calcium ion transmembrane transport; manganese ion transport. The record is from RefSeq and is a predicted model, not a curated record. NCBI's taxonomy places the organism in Eukaryota, Metazoa, Chordata, Actinopteri, Pomacentridae. Bases 110 to 2761 code for a protein of 883 amino acids. The transcript has 15 exons.